AUGGGCUGGAAUCAGUGGGCUCUCUUCCGCUUUUCCAACAAGACAUAUGACGACACCCUGAAGCUCGUAUUCCCCAACAAGGGUGACCACUGGGGAUGGCCGUUUGCCGACACCCAAGACAGCGGUACCCGCAACAGAAUCACCUACGAUGAGAUCCAAGACAAGGAAAUAGGGCCCCAGACCUCAUACGCGUACGGUCAAACUGGCAAGCAGAAUGAAUGGGCUGGCAUGGAGGGAACAGUCGAUAUCUGGACCAAGGCGGCUGCGGGCAUCUCGGGGCAGAAGAUUGCGCGGGUCUACUAUUCCUGUCCCUGGAGUGGUAAAAACCAGUUCACUAUCACAGAUAUCGCUUCAGGCUGGAAUGUUACGCACUGGGGUGCUGACUACGAUGGGGAUGCCCUCGGGUCCAUCACCAUUGAGGAAGUGGGAAUCAGGUUGUAG
This is a messenger RNA of Fusarium vanettenii 77-13-4, 441 nucleotides long. RefSeq lists its product as uncharacterized. The transcript is spliced from 2 exons. The record is from RefSeq and is a predicted model, not a curated record. Gene Ontology annotation, biological process: symbiont-mediated hemolysis of host erythrocyte. Bases 1 to 441 code for a protein of 146 amino acids. NCBI's taxonomy places the organism in Eukaryota, Fungi, Ascomycota, Sordariomycetes, Hypocreales, Nectriaceae.